CAUAGCGGUGCUGCUAGGCCUUGUUGUUGUGCCCAUUCAACUCACGUUUACAUUUUUUUUACACCAGAAACACGGCUCGGUGAUAUUUGACUUUUCAAUAAGCCUUUAAAAAAACGUAAAUUUCUUCCUCCAGUCAGCCUCCAGGCUAACGUCGAGUAUAACAACAGCUAAAGUGCUUUUCAAGCGAGGCCUGAGACGGUAACUUAGCAAUAAGCAAAAAGCCAGGUUACCUCUCCGGGGGAAAAAAAGCUCUCCUCACCUGACAGCAACAUUAGUUAAUUACUUUACCCAACACAGAGAGCGUGUGUCUUCAAAAUGAGAGGCUCGUACGGAGACAGAGACCGAGACCGUGGUCGUGACAGAGGCAGCCCUCGUUUCGGGUCCAGCAGAGGCGGCCCACCCUCGGGUAAGAAGUUUGGGAACCCCGGGGACCGUUUACGAAAGAAGAGAUGGGACCUGGAAGAGCUCCCCAAAUUUGAGAAGAACUUUUAUAGUGAACACCUGGAAGUGCAGCGCAUGAGCCAGUAUGACAUUGAGGAGUAUCGCAGGAAGAAAGAAAUCACUGUUCGAGGUUCAGGCUGCCCAAAACCCAUCACCAAUUUCCAUCAGGCACAGUUUCCUCAAUAUGUAAUGGAUGUCCUGAUGCAGCAAAACUUCAAGGAGCCCACAGCCAUUCAGGCACAAGGUUUCCCUCUGGCCCUCAGCGGGAGAGACAUGGUGGGCAUCGCUCAGACGGGUUCUGGGAAGACUCUAUCGUAUCUCCUGCCUGCCAUUGUACACAUUAACCAUCAGCCCUACUUGGAGCGUGGAGACGGACCCAUUUGUCUGGUUCUGGCCCCCACAAGAGAACUGGCGCAGCAGGUCCAGCAGGUGGCAUAUGACUAUGGAAAGUCAUCCCGCAUCAAAAGCACUUGUGUGUACGGGGGUGCUCCCAAAGGACCCCAAAUCCGAGAUCUGGAGAGAGGUGUUGAGAUCUGCAUUGCCACUCCAGGUCGCUUGAUUGACUUCCUUGAGGCGGGAAAAACCAACCUGCGGCGCUGCACAUACUUAGUUCUAGAUGAAGCUGACCGCAUGCUGGACAUGGGAUUUGAACCACAGAUUCGCAAAAUUGUGGACCAGAUCAGGCCGGAUAGACAGACCCUGAUGUGGAGUGCUACCUGGCCGAAAGAGGUUCGCCAGCUGGCUGAGGACUUUCUGAAGGACUAUGUCCAGAUCAAUGUUGGAGCCCUGGAGCUCAGCGCCAACCACAACAUCCUUCAGAUAGUUGACGUCUGUAUGGAAAAUGAGAAGGACCACAAGUUGAUCCAGCUUAUGGAGGAAAUUAUGGCGGAGAAAGAGAACAAGACCAUCAUCUUUGUGGAGACCAAGAAACGGUGUGAUGACCUCACACGCAGGAUGAGACGCGAUGGUUGGCCAGCGAUGUGUAUUCAUGGUGACAAGAGCCAACCAGAGAGAGACUGGGUGUUGUCAGAGUUCCGCAGCGGCAAAGCUCCCAUCCUCAUCGCUACUGACGUGGCCUCGCGUGGUUUGGAUGUGGAGGAUGUCAAGUUUGUCAUCAAUUAUGACUAUCCCAACUCGUCAGAGGACUACAUCCACCGAAUCGGCCGUACGGCCCGCAGCACCAACAAAGGCACUGCAUAUACUUUCUUCACUCCGGGGAACCUCCGGCAGGCCCGCGAGCUGAUCCGGGUGCUGGAGGAGGCCCGACAGGCCAUCAAUCCCAAACUGCUGCAGCUGGUUGACAGUGGACGUGGAGGAGGUGGCCGUUCUCGUUUCCGUAGCGGCUCUAAUUCUAACAAUCCCAACCUAAUGUACCAGGAUGAGUGUGACCGGAGAAUGCGUUCCGUAGGAGGGAGCAGCAGCACCAAAGACAGUCGUAGCAGCUACAGCCGCGACAGCCGAGAUAGUCGUGGAGGAAGCACCCGGGACGGGGACCGGGACCGGGACCGCUCCUCCUCCUCCUCUUACAGAGAUCGCAGCAACAGGGAUGGAGGGCGCAGCUAUAGCUCCAGCUCCAACUCAUACAACCAGUACCAGAAUAACAGCAGCAGCAGCCAGUACAGCAGCUCCAGGGGCGGCUCAGGGUCAGGGAGUGGUGGAGUAAGCCAGGCCCCGUCUUCCUCAUCAGGCCCCCAGCCUCUAAUGGCCCAGCAGUUCAACCCUCCUCAGCCCAUGAUGGGCCUGAUGGGGCAUUCACCAUUUCAGUUUGCUUCUCCCCCUCCACCUGCUACCUCUGGCAGGAAGUAAUGGGAUCUGUGCACCACAGUCACACACAGCACAAAGUACACUGCAGGCAUUCUUACAGGCUUGUUUUAGUCUCAGAAGCAGUCAGACAUGUUAUGACUGAGAGAAUUUCGUCCUUGGAUGUUGACCUCUGUAAAAUCAACAUUCCAGUUAUGAACUUGGGUUUGAAGACGCCAGAGCACUCUGCUUUAAAGUUCCAAAUUUCAACUUCAGCACAGUUUGACACAUUUAGACUGGUUCCCAGUUAAAGUUAAAGUGGUCAGCUGUUUUUGACUUUCCUUUAAAGUCAAAUAAGUUGUCAGUAACUAUUUGGUUUGACAAAAUCUUGUCUAUUUUAUUUGACCUAGUUUGUCAAGAUCAUCUUGGAAACAAAUCUUAUGACAAAUGUGCUGUUUUGUGUUGUGAGCUUCUGUGAUUUUUCUCUCAAGGUGUAACAAAGGUAGGUGCUGAAUGUUACUUCUUGUUAAAUAAGCUAGUUUUUUUUUUAGAUUCAAUAUCUUUAACUUUGUGUUUGAAACUUUGUAAGCCACAAGAUCAUUUUGAAUUGAUUUAAAGAAAAUCACACAACAUCCAGAUGUAGUCUGAGCUAAAUUAGGAUUGAAAAUGAUCAGGGCUUUUUUGAUAAUGGGAUUUACUUCUUUCUUUUUAACUUAAUCUUGAUGGCCAUUUCAGAACAAUUUUUUAUUUCCUUACAUUGAUGUUAAUUCAGGCCUCAUAGAAUCAGCUCUACAGGAGUUUUGUGUAGCCGUGGCACCAGUCGACAAGCUUUUCUUUCACAUUUGUGCUUAUUAACAAAUCUCCUGAGAGCCACUUUAGGUUACCUUAUUCAACGAAUCAGCAAUGUGAUCAAGUCUUUGAGCAUUUCCUAGUUAACAAGAAGUCCUGUUUUAGUUUG
Messenger RNA from Scomber japonicus (chub mackerel), 3139 nucleotides. RefSeq names its product probable ATP-dependent RNA helicase DDX17. The coding region runs from base 316 to 2247 and encodes 643 amino acids. The transcript is spliced from 13 exons. Gene Ontology annotation, molecular function: RNA binding; RNA helicase activity; ATP binding. NCBI's taxonomy places the organism in Eukaryota, Metazoa, Chordata, Actinopteri, Scombriformes, Scombridae. The record is from RefSeq and is a predicted model, not a curated record. Gene Ontology annotation, biological process: alternative mRNA splicing, via spliceosome. Gene Ontology annotation, cellular component: cytoplasm; ribonucleoprotein complex; nucleus.